Messenger RNA from Linum trigynum, 935 nucleotides. Lineage: Eukaryota; Viridiplantae; Streptophyta; Magnoliopsida; Malpighiales; Linaceae. The record is from the annotation of a GenBank genome assembly.
UUAAUUUUAGGUGUCAACAGCGAGCUACAUAUCAAAAUAUCGAUAUACGACGACGACGACGAUGAUAUGCAGGGAGAGGAGAAUGUUGGCAGUGGCUGUUGCUACGUGUAAAGUAGUGAUAAUACUUGGAGCUCUGCUGCUGCAGAUUGCUCGAUCUCAAUCACCGGUUGAGCGGUCGGACCACAAGUGCGGCCAAUACGCCGACGGCACAUGGGCUCUUUGCGACCCGGGACGAUGUUGCAGUACCCAAUUCUACUGCGGCGACAAUGUCAUCACGUUCCUUUUCCUUCGAGAAGUGAUCAUGGAGUAGCUCAUGAAACGGCAGAAGGAGAAGUACUCAUCGCACCUCUUCAACUUAACGAUACGCUUCAUAACCGCUAUUUGAAUGGUGAUCUUGAUGAUAAUGAUGAUCUCGUGGAAGUGCGGCCCGCCAAUGCUUCUUCUUCUUCUUCUUCUUCUUCUUUCUCGUCACCGUUAUCGUGUGCAGCUUCUCUCUCCCGCCUGCCUCUAGCUUCUCGUCACAAGUAUCCUCUUGCUGCUCUACGCGCCCCGCGGUCUCAAAACAUUAAUGCUUCCGCUACUCACUGCGGACGUUGUUUGAAGGUCACAAGUUUUGGAGUUGGAGGACUUCCUAAUCAAGUGAAGGUCCGCAUUGCUCACGAGCAUACCAACGCGGAGGGACUUGAAUUGGAUUUCAAUACUUUCAGACAACUCGAUACAGAUGACAAUGGAAUUAUUAAAGAUUUAGAUCAUAUUUUGGUGAAGUAUCAGUUUGUUGGCUGUUAAAAGGCAUGUACGUGUACGUUUGUCAGCAAUGUGCAAGUACUCAUAAAAUAUUUAUAAGGAAAGAAACUACUCAUAAAAUAAAAGCAAAUAAUAAGAUAACAGUAACUACAUUAUAUUUGUAGUUUAUUUAAUAAUAAGAUAACAGUAAC